AUGAGAACAUUCAAAAGACCGGCAUUACACGAUCCAACCACAGCCACUUCCACCGAAUCAGCCAAACCAUAUGGAGCAGACUCCCCACUUCCAUCGGUAGCAAUGAGAAUCAGAAAAGCUGUAAGUGAAGGGUACAACCAAGGUCAAGCUACCAACUUCUUGGGCAACUAUCAACGUGUUCCAUUACCAGCUACUUUAAACAAUCAACCACCAAGUUUAUCAUCAUCGGAUUCCACAAGAACAGUAUCGAAUUUAGAAGAAUGGGAUAGUUAUCACAAGAUCAAUAAUGCUCCUAUUCAAACUAUUGGAGAAUAUGAUAAUAGCUCAAGUUUUAAUAAUCCAUUGAAGAGGAAGUUUCAAGGUUCCAAUAAUGGUGGCGCAGAACCGGAAAUUGCUCAGUUUCAAGCUAGGUAUGGUGAAUUAAAGUUUAAUGAAGAAUUUUGA
Lodderomyces orthopsilosis Co 90-125 is the source of this 444-nucleotide messenger RNA. RefSeq lists its product as uncharacterized. Lineage: Eukaryota; Fungi; Ascomycota; Pichiomycetes; Serinales; Debaryomycetaceae. The record is from RefSeq and is a predicted model, not a curated record. The transcript has a single exon. Gene Ontology annotation, cellular component: cytoplasm; nucleus. Gene Ontology annotation, molecular function: ribonucleoside-diphosphate reductase inhibitor activity. The coding region runs from base 1 to 444 and encodes 147 amino acids.